CUGUCCAGCAGGAUGACUCCAGAGAACUUCACAUGGGCCAGGGUUGCGCCUGCUGAGUUCAUCCUCCUGGGCAUCACGGAUCGCUGGGACCUGCGCAUAACCCUCUUCCUGAUCUUCCUACCUGUCUACCUGGUGAGCCUGCUCGGAAACGUGGGAAUGGUGCUGUUGAUCCGAGUCGACGGCCGGCUCCACACACCUAUGUACUUCUUCCUGGCCAGCCUCUCCCUGUUGGAUGCCUGCUAUUCCUCGGCCAUCGGUCCCAAGAUGCUAGUGGACCUGCUGCUGCCCCGUGCCACCAUCCCUUACGCAGCGUGUGCCCUCCAGAUGUUUGUCUUCGCAGGCCUGGCGGAUGCCGAGUGCUGCCUGCUGGCAGCCAUGGCCUAUGACCGCUACGUGGCCAUCGGAAACCCUCUUCUCUAUACGACAGCCAUGUCUCCGCGUUUGUGCCUGGCCUUGCUGGGAGCCUCAGGCCUGGGCGGAGCGGUGAGCGCCUUUGUUCACACCACCUUCACCUUCCGCCUGAGUUUCUGCAGGUCCCGGGAGGUCAACAGCUUCUUCUGCGAUAUCCCCCCACUGCUGGCCAUCUCGUGUGACGACACCAGUCUCAACGAACUCCUCCUCUUUGCAGUCUGUGGCUUCAUCCAGACGGCCACGGUGCUGGCCAUUGCUGUGUCCUAUGGCUUCAUCGCGGGCGCUGUGAUCCGCAUGCGCUCGGCCGAGGGUCGCCGCAGAGCUGCGUCCACCUGUGGCUCCCACCUCACGGCGGUGGCCAUGCUCUACGGGACGCUGAUUUUUAUGUACCUGCGUCCCAGCUCCAGCUAUGCCUUGGACACCGACAAGAUGGCGUCUGUGUUCUACACCCUCGUCAUACCAGCCCUCAACCCGCUCAUCUACAGCCUCCGAAACAAGGAGGUGAAGGAAGCUUUCCGGAGGACCUGGAGUCGAUUCUGCUGUCCCGGGCAGGGGCACCCGUGAGGGCUCGGGGGAGUGUGGGUCGGACUGACUGUGAAGG
Messenger RNA from Elephantulus edwardii (Cape elephant shrew), 1012 nucleotides. RefSeq names its product olfactory receptor 5C1-like. The coding region runs from base 13 to 975 and encodes 320 amino acids. Gene Ontology annotation, cellular component: membrane. Lineage: Eukaryota; Metazoa; Chordata; Mammalia; Macroscelidea; Macroscelididae. Gene Ontology annotation, biological process: G protein-coupled receptor signaling pathway; sensory perception of smell. The record is from RefSeq and is a predicted model, not a curated record. Gene Ontology annotation, molecular function: odorant binding; olfactory receptor activity; G protein-coupled receptor activity. The transcript has a single exon.